Messenger RNA from Gongylonema pulchrum, 225 nucleotides. Lineage: Eukaryota; Metazoa; Nematoda; Chromadorea; Rhabditida; Gongylonematidae. The record is from the annotation of a GenBank genome assembly.
AUGGUUAAGCGAUUUUUGGCAAUGGUUUGUGAAGUGGCUUUGAUGUCGCACAUUUGUGGGAAUGCGCUGUACUUCAAUGCCAGGCAUAUUGUGCUGUUGGGCGGCACCGAGGAAGUGUUUUCCUGGGAUUCGCUUGGGCAUUGUCCGGUGCGGCAGCUGCCUCUAUAUUGGCAAAAGUAUUUGAGGGUUCGCUUCAUUAAACAGCGUGUUGUGCGUCUUUGGUGA